CACAGCACAGAGUGAACACGUGAACACUGCUGCUCUCAGAAAACACCACUGCUUUAUGGAAUGACAUUCAUCACAUUUAUUACUUCACCCUCAAACAAAAUCAUAAAGGAUGAUGCCGACCCUGACUCCACACGUCCCAGUACCACGGCCAAGCUACUCCCAGACCAGGGAGAACCUGGUGAAGGCCAUCCCACCCAGACUGCUGUGUCUGCUGGCCUGUGGAGGAGUCGACUGUCGCUAUGAGGGACCAGAGUGCUGGACGUUGAACCAACAGGUCAUUCGAGGGCUUUUCUCCUCCUGGUUGACUGAUGACAUCAUCGCCAUGGCUCGACCAUCCACUGCUUUGAUUGAGAAGCACAACAUCAUUGAACAGUUUAGGAGACUGAACAUCAGAUCGAUCAUUAACAUGCAGCUCCCGGGAGAUCACGCUCACUGUGGACCUCCUUUAGAUCCUGGAAGUGGUUUUACAUACUCGCCACAGAUCUUCAUGGACAAUGACAUUUACUUUUACAACUUUGGGAUGCCAGAUUUUGGCGUGUCCUCUCUCGUCAGCAUCAUUGAUGGCGUGAAGGUCUUGGCCUUUGCAGUGAGGGAAGGACGAGUGGCCGUGCACUGCCAUGCAGGAUUGGGAAGAACAGGCGUCCUGAUAGCCUGUUACCUGAUCUACACUCUGCGUAUCAGCCCCAGUGAGGCUGUGCACUAUGUACGGAUUAAACGGCCCCGCUCCAUCCAAACUCGGGCUCAGAUUAGCCAGGUGUUUGACUUCGCCCGCUUGCUUGGUACACAGCUGAUCCAAUAUCCAGACCUCAGCCUGCGGCACGGAGCUCCCUUCACCCUGCAGCAUUACCUGAACCGACAGGCGUUGCUGCUGCACGGGCAGGAGGGACGCACCCUCAGACAAACACCAAAGGUGGUGUAUCUCCUGUGUGUGCGUCUCUCCUGCUUAGCCCUGGGUCUCCCUGCUCCUCCGGAGGUCUACGCUGAGCUGGAGAAGAGGUCAGCGCUGAGGACACUGAGUCGGACUGUGAGGGAGACACUGGUGGCCAAACAGUACUUGCCCUUGUUGAGGGAAGGUCAUCAGGGCUCGUGGGUGGGCUCGGGGUCAGUGUACUCCUGGGAUGAGCCGUUGGGAUUCAUGGAGAGGAAGAGAGACGUUCUGCUGGACAAACGCUGCUACAGUGACUCUGACCUCAGCAAGAUCUCAGGAAAUGAGGAUCUGGAGUUGAGUCCAUGGUGGACCCCAGCACUUGGAAAUGAGAAACACUGGUGUGUGCAGGAUCUGACACGUCCAGAUCUGAGACCAUUUAGUCCGGUCCCUGCCAAACCUUCACCAGGUCACCAGACCAUCAGAAAGUCACACACACUCAGCGUCCCAAUAUCCAGCAUGGAGACAAGCAACAACUGUGCAGGGAAGCUGAAGUGUGCAGCUAAAAAGGCACUUCCCAAAUAUAGCUCCAGCACUGAGCUGCUCAGAAACCCACAUAAUCCAGGUUCGACCUUAGUGGCCCGCACUGUUGCUAAGGCGAUGGCAGAUCACGGUACACCAGGAGACAUCAUACUGCAAAGAUCAGCUCUGAUGCAGGAGGAGUUGAACAGUAGUGACUGUGGUUGGGCUCUGCUGGUCACUGAGUCAGACCCUCAUGUCCUCAGCUGUCUGCUGUGGACCUGGCUAGAAAAGUUAAGAGAGCCUGUCCUCAGUGCAGAGGAUAUAGACAGAUUGUGCACUGGUGUAAGAAACAGGAAGUCUCUGAGUGUGCUCAAGACGCCGCAGAGACACACCAUUUAUUGUCUGUUGAGCUGUGUGAGUUCAGUGUCCAGCCUGUGUCCUCACAGAGAGGAGGCAGUGCUGCAGCGGCUGAUCCGUGCACUUACAAAGCGCCCUCAAGAGGAAGUGAGAAACCUUGCACCUCUAAUGAAAGUCCUGAAGGCCAGUAUGAGAGAAACUUUCCACAACUACAGAUUCCUCUCACGGACCUGCAGCAUCGCUACCCUCUGAGGAAGAGAAGCUACAUCAGCUGCCCUUGUGUUUAAUAAAUAAAUAAAUAAAACUAUAACUAUGA
Molecule: messenger RNA, 2060 nt
Organism: Solea senegalensis (Senegalese sole)
Lineage: Eukaryota; Metazoa; Chordata; Actinopteri; Pleuronectiformes; Soleidae
Exons: 13
Coding region: 110-1996 (628 amino acids)
Biological process (GO): cilium assembly; protein dephosphorylation
Molecular function (GO): protein tyrosine/serine/threonine phosphatase activity
Source: RefSeq, a predicted model, not a curated record